AUGGAAUGUGAAUGUUCAAGAACCACACAGAGAGUUGCCAUGAAAGAAAGUUUGAUUGAUGAAAUUUAUUCUUGGUCUUUUGAUGAAAUUCUUGAUCAAGAACUGUUCAAAGACAAGGUAGAGAAGAUUCCUGACACGUUUCAACAAGUAGAAGAAUAUUCUGGAUCGUUUGUAUACCCAUUAUUGGAAGAAACAAGGGCUGAACUUGCUUCAAGUCUUGAUAACAUAUCAAGAGCACGUUAUGCUCAAGUUCUUGGAACUUCUAAACAAGGUGGAACAUCGCUAUAUGAUAUCAAAGUUGAUUAUUGGAGAAAUAGGCUUGGAAUACAUAGAAAAGACUAUUACCAGACAUUGCCUGGAGAUAUCUUGGUUUUCACAAAAGCUAAACCUGAAACUAUUUCCGAUUUGAGAUGGCACGGAAGGGCAUGGGCUGCUAAACUUAAAGAGAGUGACGGGUAUGAUGAUGAUAACGCUAAUGCAACUUGUCUUCGAGUCAAAGGUUUUAGAGGUGAUGAUCAUGUCAGUUUUUCACUAGGGAAGAAAUUAUUUGUAGUUUUCUUGAUGAAUGUCAGAACACAUGAAAGGAUUUGGAAAUCUCUGCGAUUCAAUGGAAAUUUGACUGUUAUUAAGCAAAUCUUGAGCUCUUCUAUGCAGGAUAAGGGGAAGAAUAGGCUUUGUACCUGCCAAGGAAAUUGCAUUGAAAUUAAAGAAUCAAUUAUGACCAUCUCAUCUCAGCUGAAUGAAUCACAAAGAAAAGUAAUUGUUGAUAUUCUUUGUAAAUUGCAAUGCAAUCACAGGUCUUCUGUAGAACUUAUAUGGGGUCCCCCAGGGACUGGAAAACCUAAAACUCUGAGUAUCUUGCUUUACAUUCUCUUGAGAAUAAAGUAUAGGACUCUCAUCUGUGCCGCAACAGAUACUGCAGUUCAACGAGUGGCAUCUCGUGUUGUAAAGCUGGUAAAGAACUCUUCCUCAUGUUCAUUGGGAAGCAUUCUCUAUUUUGGGGAUAAUGGUGUUGCAAAAGUUGAUACAGACAUUGUAGAGAUAUAUUUAAAUCAUCAAGUCAAAAGUCUGGAUAGUUGCUUACGAACUGCUUCCUUGGUAUUCUGCACUGCCUCAAGUUCAUCCAUGCUGCUUUCAGGGUUAGAGCCCCUAAACUUGUUAAUCAUUGAUGAGGCCACACAAUUAAGAGAGUGCGAAUCAUUCAUACCUUUGCAAUUGCAAGGAUUUAAGCAUGCUGUACUCAUUGGAGAUAACUGUCAGCUAGCAGCAACGGUUACUAGCAAUGUUUCUGCUAGAGCUGGCUUUGGGAGGAGUUUGUUUGAAAGGUUGACUUCAUUUGGUUGUUCAAAGCAUACUCUGAAUAAGCAGUACAGAACGCAUCCUCUUAUCAGUUCUUUUCCUAAUUUCAAAUUCUAUGCAAACCAGAUUUGGGAUGCUCCAUAUGUUAGAAACAAAAGUUUUUUGAAGUGCUUUCUCCCUGAUCCAGUAUUUGGUCCAUAUUCAUUUAUAAAUAUUUCUUGUGGAAAUGAAGAGCUGGAUAGCCUGAGAUGUAGCUUCAAAAAUAUGGCUGAACUUGCAACUAUGAUGAAAAUUGUGCAAAUAUUGUUCAAAGAAUGGAGCAAAUCGAAACAAAAGCUUAGUGUUGGCAUCAUAUCUUUCUACACGGCACAAUUUGUUGCAAUCAAUGAAAAAGUUGGACGGAGGUACGAGAACUUAGAAGGAUUUUCACUGAAAGUGGAUACAAUAGGUGGCUUCCAAGGUGGUGAGGAAGAUGUAAUAAUAUUGUCUACUGUUCGUACUAGUGCUGAUGGAUCAAGUGAGUUCAUUUCCAAUCUGCAGAGAAUUAAUGUAGCUUUGACAAGAGCAAGAACUCUUGCUGAUAGUAGCACUGUUUGGAAAUCCAUUAUCCAAGAGGCUAAGGAUUGCAAGUGUUUUUACAAUGCUGAAGAGGAUAAGGAAUUGGUUGAUGUUGUGCUACAGGUAAAGCAAGAACUUGAUAAGCUUGAUGAUGUCCUAAAUGCAGACAGCACACUUUUCAAAAAUCAUUUGCAAAGUUGA
Messenger RNA from Ricinus communis (castor bean), 2058 nucleotides. RefSeq names its product regulator of nonsense transcripts 1 homolog. Gene Ontology annotation, molecular function: helicase activity. The transcript has 6 exons. NCBI's taxonomy places the organism in Eukaryota, Viridiplantae, Streptophyta, Magnoliopsida, Malpighiales, Euphorbiaceae. The record is from RefSeq and is a predicted model, not a curated record. The coding region runs from base 1 to 2058 and encodes 685 amino acids.